This is a messenger RNA of Neocloeon triangulifer, 544 nucleotides long. Its product is annotated as putative peptidyl-tRNA hydrolase PTRHD1. Lineage: Eukaryota; Metazoa; Arthropoda; Insecta; Ephemeroptera; Baetidae. The transcript has 2 exons. The record is from RefSeq and is a predicted model, not a curated record. Gene Ontology annotation, molecular function: peptidyl-tRNA hydrolase activity. The coding region runs from base 77 to 448 and encodes 123 amino acids.
CAGCUGAUCGUAGUAAACAAAGCAGAGAGUAGUGUGUAGAGUUUCAUUGACGUUUUACUUUUGCGCUUUGCAAAAAAUGGGCUCAAAUCCGAUCGUGCAGUACGUGGUGGUGCGAGGGGACCUUUUGUCCCAACUCAAGUGGCCCGUGGGGGCCGUGCUGGCGCAGGCAUGUCACGCGUGCACCGCGGUCACGCACCUUUUCUACGAGGACGAGCACAUGAAGGAGUACCUCGCGGAUCUCGACUCGAUGCGGAAAAUCGUUCUUGAGGCUCCGAGUGAAGAUUCGCUGAAAAAUCUUGCAGCUUCUUUGACAGAGGCAAAUGUUCCGCACAAACUUUGGAUCGAGCAGCCUGAAAACUUCCCAACUUGUCUUGCCACAAAACCAUCUCCGAAGCUAAAUGUCCAAGAGUAUUUUAAGAAAUUUAAAUUGUUUAAAGGCACUGGUUAAUUAAUUAAUUCUUCAUUGUUCUCGUAAAAUUAUUGAAUAAAUAAAUAAAAUUGCUAAUGCAUUUAAAUUUUAAAUAUAUUUGAUGUAUAAUUUCAG